Molecule: messenger RNA, 2312 nt
Organism: Nomascus leucogenys (northern white-cheeked gibbon)
Lineage: Eukaryota; Metazoa; Chordata; Mammalia; Primates; Hylobatidae
Gene: NME8
Product: NME/NM23 family member 8
Source: RefSeq, a predicted model, not a curated record
GGAGUUUGGGGAUGAGGCAGCUGAAGAACAGAGUCUUGUGAUGGUGGAACCAGGACUUCGUUGUUCCUUCAUUGUGUGGGCAGAAGAGGUGGAGGAUUUUAGGCGCCACCUGGUCUUGUCCCCACUGCUCAGACAGGCAGGGAAUCCCUCUUCUUCCUUUUGCUGAAUCAGCUGGAGAAGAAAGCCCAGCAGGAGGCCUGCCAGCCUCAGCCCCAGGCCCUACCAGGGUCCCAGGUACUGGAAUGGAACUUCGCCGAGGUCACUGCUCAAACGGCCACAACGAGGGAGCUGAUUUAGAUCCUCUGGGCCUGUUUCUUCCUUUUCUUUAAACGUCCCAGUCUAGCUUAGAGGAGGACAUUUUGUUAGAUAAAUGGCAAGCAAAAAACAAGAAGUCCAGUUACAGACAGUCAUCAAUAAUCAAAGCCUGUGGGAUGAGAUGUUGCAGAACAAAGGCUUAACAGUGAUCGAUGUUUACCAAGCCUGGUGUGGACCUUGCAAAGCAAUGCAACCUUUAUUCAGAAAAUUGAAAAACGAACUGAACAAAGAUGAAAUUCUACAUUUUGCUGUUGCAGAAGCUGACAACAUUGUGACUUUGCAGCCAUUUAGAGAUAAAUGUGAACCUGUUUUUCUCUUUAGUGUUAAUGGCAAAAUUAUCGCAAAGAUUCAGGGUGCAAAUGCACCGCUUGUUAAUAAAAAAGUUAUUAAUUUGAUCGAUGAGGAGAGAAAAAUUGCAGCAGGUGAAAUGGCUCGACCUCAGCAUCCUGAAAUUCCAUUAGUAGACUCAGAUUCAGAAGUUAGUGAGGAAUCACCAUAUGAAAGUGUUCAGGAAUUAUACAGUAUUGCUAUUAUCAAACCAGAUGCUGUGAUCAGUAGAAAAGGUCUAGAAAUUAAAAGAAAAAUCACCAAAGCUGGAUUUAUUAUAGAAGCAGAGCAUAAGACAGUGCUCACUGAAGAACAAGUUGUCAACUUCUAUAGUCGAAUAGGAGACCAGGCUGACUUCGAAGAGUUUGUCUCUUUUAUGACAAGUGGCUUAAGCUACAUUCUAGUUGUAUCUCAAGGAAGUAAACCCAAUCCUCCCUCUGAAGAAACUGAACCACAGCCUGACACUGAACCUAACGAACCAUCUGAGGAUCAACCUGAGGUCAAUGCCCAGGUUACACCUGGAAUGAUGAAGAACAAACGAGACAGUUUACAAGAAUAUCUGGAAAGACAACAUGUAGCUCAGUUUUGUGACCUUGAAGAGGAUGCAACUUAUGUUGCUAAGUUCAUGGAUAUUUUCUUCCCUGAUUUUAAAAAAAUGAAAAGCAUGAAAUUAGAAAAGACAUUGGCAUUACUUCGACCAAAUCUGUUUCAUGAAAGGAAAGAUGAUGUUUUGCAUAUUAUUAAAGAUGAAGACUUCAAAAUACUGGAGCAAAGACAAGUAGUAUUAUCGGAAAAAGAAGCACAAGCACUGUGCAAGGAAUAUGAAAAUGAAGACUAUUUUAAUAAACUUAUAGAAAACAUGACCAGUGGUCCAUCUCUAGCCCUUGUUUUAUUGAGAGACAAUGGCUUGCAAUACUGGAAACAAUUACUGGGACCAAGAACUGUUGAAGAAGCCAUUGAAUAUUUUCCAGAGAGUUUGUGUGCAAAAUUUGCGAUGGACAGUUUGCCGGUCAACCAGUUGUAUGGCAGCGAUUCAUCAGAAACCGCUGAAAGGGAAAUACAGCAUUUCUUUCCUCUUCAAAGCACUUUAGGCUUGAUUAAACCUCAUGCAACAAGUGAACAAAGAGAGCAGAUCCUGAAGAUGAUUAAGGAGGCUGGGUUUGAUCUGACACAGGUGAAGAAAAUGUUCCUAACUCCUGAGCAAAUAGAGAAAAUUUAUCCAAAAAUAACAGGAAAAGACUUUUAUAAAGAUUUAUUGGAAAUGUUAUCUGAGGGUCCAUCUAUGGUCAUGAUUCUGACCAAGUGGAAUGCUGUUGCAGAAUGGAGACGAUUGAUGGGCCCAACAGACCCAGAAGAAGCAAAAGUACUUUCCCCUGACUCUAUCCGAGCCCGGUUUGGAAUAAGUAAGCUGAAAAACAUUGUCCAUGGAGCAUCUAACGUCUAUGAAGCAAAAGAGGUUGUUAAUAGACUCUUUGAGAAUCCUGAGGAAAACUAAAGUAUAUACUGUGAAAACUUUGAGAAGAUAAUACAUACGUUCACAUCAAUAUACAACCAUUUGGCACAGCUUCCUGGGAAUAAAAAGAAAAACAUGCUUUGGAGGAAAACUCACCUCAAGUUACAAAAAUGAAUGGCUAUGCAUAACAACAAUAAAAAUGUAUUCCCCAAACAAA